Molecule: messenger RNA, 899 nt
Organism: Nicotiana attenuata
Lineage: Eukaryota; Viridiplantae; Streptophyta; Magnoliopsida; Solanales; Solanaceae
Product: GATA transcription factor 17-like
Exons: 3
Coding region: 163-615 (150 amino acids)
Biological process (GO): regulation of DNA-templated transcription
Molecular function (GO): zinc ion binding; sequence-specific DNA binding
Source: RefSeq, a predicted model, not a curated record
UCAGCCCCUUCACCCCCACACCCCUGCUUCUCCCACCACCUUCCCCUCUGAUCCUCCUUACUCCCCCGCAUUAUCAAUUUUUUUUGGCUGUUUUCUUCAAUUAUUCCCAUUUUCUUCACUUAAACUACGUCCUUUGUCGGUUCAAUCUUUCUUCAUUAGUUCAUGGAUCCAACACUAAAGGAAGAUUCUUUGGAUAGUGAGACAACUGAGAGUACUAAAUCUUGCACUGAUUGCAAAACUACAAAGACACCCUUGUGGAGAGUUGGUCCUUAUGGGCCUAAGUCACUGUGCAAUGCUUGUGGGAUCAAAUACAGAAAGAAAAAGGGUACCCCAUCUGGAUUUAGCAAAGACCCAGAGAAGAAGAAGAAAGCGACAGACAUUUCUAUCAGUUGUACGGACAAUCUAGCUCAUAGCCAAAAGGAUAAAGUUGGAAAAGAUGGGAAGCUAAGCAAAGGAUUGAGGGUGAGAUUUAUGAUGUUGGGGAAAGAAGUGGUGAUAUUACAGAGGCAGAGAUCUUCAAUGAAGAAGAAGCCAACAAAGCAUAGGAAAUUUGGUGAAGUUGAAAGAGCUGCUCUUCUUUUGAUGGCUCUGUCUUGUGGCUCUGUUUUUGCCUAAAGUCAGCACUAGUUAGUACUAAUUACUAAACCCUAACCUCUUUUUUUUUUUUUUUUUUUUGCUUCUUAAAGUAGAUAAACCCUUGUUUUUUUUAGCUUAGUCUAAGGUUUUAGGGGUACUAUAAAAAAUAUUCCAGAUUGGGUUAACAUAAAAAAGAAUCUGGUAUUAGAGCCUUUUUAAAGAAAUGGCUUGAUUUUGGUAGCUUAGGAAAAGGAAAGGAAGAAGGUGAAAUUGUAUAUAUAUGAUGGUGCUGAUGAAUGAAUAUGCCCUUUUUGAGUUCUGUC